AUGAAGACAAACCCGGCUGGGUCUGAAAGAAGCUGUAUGUCUCGGUUUUCUUCAGUGGGCAUAAAAAAUGCCAAAUACUCACCCAACUGUGGAAAACAGCUUGAGUGCAGAGGUUUUGUGACGCUGUUUGAGACCCCCUGGUUAAAUUGUGAUUGGUGUUUUGUAGCAGUGGAAGUUGCGCAGAAGGGUUUGAAAGCUCUGCUGAAGUUGAAGGCUGAAGUGGAGGAAACACUGAAGCGAAUUCAGAGCCAGAAAGGAGUGCAAGGAAUCAUUGUGGUUAAUUCUGAAGGUAUUCCUAUCAAAAGCACUAUGGACAACUCCACAACGAUUCAGUACGCGGGCCUCAUGCACAGCUUCAUCAUGAAAGCAAGGAGCACUGUGCGAGACAUCGAUCCCCAGAAUGACCUGACAUUCCUGCGGAUCCGCUCCAAGAAAAACGAAAUCAUGGUUGCUCCAGAUAAAGACUACUUCCUGAUUGUCAUCCAGAAUCCAACUGAAUGAUUGCACUGACUUGGUCUGUUUUUUUCCCUUUGCCCAACUGUUUUUUUAAUUUAAAGGUAAAGAAUAGAGCGUUAGUGUUAACUCUGCUGUGCCACUUCCAUAAUGUCUGGAAUAACAAAAGCGGGUGGCGUUGUUGUUUACAAACAGAAAAAGUGGAAUUUUUUUUUUGUAUCAGAAGUCGUUUUGAGGAGGAGAUGGUGAAUUAGAAUCAAGCAGUAAAAAAAUGCAGCAGAUUCUUCUAAUGGUUAAGAAGACAAUAUAAUAAAAUUCUAACAAU
This is a messenger RNA of Opisthocomus hoazin, 778 nucleotides long. Lineage: Eukaryota; Metazoa; Chordata; Aves; Opisthocomiformes; Opisthocomidae. The record is from RefSeq and is a predicted model, not a curated record.